Molecule: messenger RNA, 1077 nt
Organism: Lemur catta (Ring-tailed lemur)
Lineage: Eukaryota; Metazoa; Chordata; Mammalia; Primates; Lemuridae
Product: cardiotrophin-2-like
Exons: 6
Coding region: 1-1077 (358 amino acids)
Source: RefSeq, a predicted model, not a curated record
AUGCCCAAGCUCAUGAUGAAGAAAGCCCCAGCAGCCCCCAGCCUUGGAGAUCCAGUUGAGGACCCCCUACCUCAGAAGCCAUCUUUCUCCUCAACCUCCUCCCUCUUUCAGCUUGCAGUUCAGAUCUGGGGCACCUCCCCCUCCAGCCCCCAGCUGGGAUCAGAGUCUGCCCUGGCUCUGCUGUGUGACUCCAGGUCCCUGCCCACUGCCCACCCUCCACCCGAGGGCAUUGCUCCCUCCCUCCCUGUUGGGCGGCCCCAGGGCUCAGCCCCAGGUAUAAAGCCACCUGAGUCAGAAGGGACGACAGAGGCCGGGCAGUGCCCCCCUCCCACCCUGGCCUCUGGGCCCUGGCUGUCACUCACCCAGUCACUGGGUGGCCAGCUGUCUUUGCACCCGCUGGAGACCUCCAAAUCCUUCCACAUAGAAGGCUUCAUUCACCGUUCAUCUGACAAAUAUUUAUUGAGUGCCUAUUACGUGCUAGGCCCCAUUUGUCUGCUGAUGCUGCUGUUGCCACUCCUCAGUCCGGCAGCCCCCAUCUCCCCAGCUGGGCCCAUCAGUCAAGCCUAUAGCCUGGCUCUCUACAUGCAGAAGAACACAUCAACGCUGCUGCAGACUUAUCUCCAGUACCAGGGCAGCCCCUUUAGUGACCCUGGCUUCUCGGCCCCUGAGCUCCAGCUGAGCAGCCUGCCUCCUGCCUCCAUUUCCUUCAAGAUCUGGCAUGCCCUGGAUGACGGGGAGCGGCUGAGCCGUGCCCAGUGGGCAUUCCUGGCCUUGACCCAGCACCUCCAGCUCGUGGGGGAAGACCAGAGUGACCUGAAUCCUGGCAGUCCCAUCCUGCUGGCCCAGCUCGGAGCUGCACGACUGAGGUCCCAAGGCCUGCUAGGCAACAUGGCUGCCAUCAUGACUGCCCUGGGGCUGCCUAUCCCCCCAGAAGAGGACACUCUUGGACUUGUCCCCUUUGGGGCAUCAGCCUUCGAGAGGAAAUGUCGAGGCUACAUAGUGACCCGGGAAUAUGGCCACUGGACAGACCGAGCUGUGAGGGACUUGGCUCUGCUCAAGGCCAAAUAUCCAGCAUAG